CUUUAUAAUACCCCAUUGUUUUACCACUGUACUCAUUCUCAAAUGCAAUGAAGUUCUUACAACUUACACUGACAUCAUACAUCCGAAGGCUGCAGUUCGACUAGUUUAAGCGAGCCUCGGUACCGAAGGAGUCUUUUACGCGAACACGACCUCGUUCUAGUCAUGUCCCUCCAAACCCUCAUUCUGGACGUGCUGAUCGAAAUCCUAAGCUAUAUCGAAGUCCGCGAUAUCCUUUCCCUACAAUGCACUUGCAAGGGUAUCGGGGGAGUCACUCAGCUUCACACCGUGUGGAAGAACGUUUUAGAAAAGCGCAUAAUUCCCUCUGGCCAAUCAGUUUCGCUACCGUCUAAUGUCCCUCUAUCUGACCAAUCCGCACUCGAUCUUAAACGAGCAGCAAUAUAUGCUGCGCGUCUAGAACACAACUGGACAUCUGUAACACCCAGGGUUUUCGCACGUACACAAUUCUACAUAGGACCAUCGCGAGUUAAUAGCACGUUCUUCAUCCCUGGUCACAGCGGAAAGUAUUUGUUGACUGUCAGUGGUGGCGAUGAGGUGUCGAUAUGGUAUCUAGAGCCGGAUCUUAGAAGAUCCUGGAAGAUACUUAACUGGAAUAUUCAAGGAGUAAUUAGCAAUGCGGUUCCUAACAGUGACGGCUGGGCUCGCGCAACAAUAGCUCUAUCGCACACUUCAGACCGGUGCGCAUUCUUCAACUUUUUUUUCUUCUGAGCGUGAGUUAAACGAAUUCCAGACGUAGAUACAUCACCCUGUACAACCUGACCUUUUGUGAUGAUGGGAGAGGACACCCAACAGCCACCUACGAGCAGAUCUUCGAGGGUGAAUUCCCUGAUCGGUUGGAGAUUCUUCGUGGGAACCUUAUCGGGAUGUAUAGGAGGUUUCGCCUCGGAGGGUAUCUGUUCAAUUAUCAGAGUCAAGUGACGAUCGAACUCCAAGGUGUAGCAGCUCAACCUUUCGGCCUAUGUUUGGCAAAGGAAGUUCUUAGCAAUUGCGUUAUAAUAGUUCAGUCUCUGAGCAUCAGCAUCUUUGCGUUGCCUGAAAU
This is a messenger RNA of Cantharellus anzutake, 1057 nucleotides long. RefSeq lists its product as uncharacterized. Lineage: Eukaryota; Fungi; Basidiomycota; Agaricomycetes; Cantharellales; Hydnaceae. Bases 163 to 726 code for a protein of 187 amino acids. Gene Ontology annotation, molecular function: protein binding. The record is from RefSeq and is a predicted model, not a curated record. The transcript has 3 exons.